CGAAGGUAGCCUAAUUCGGAUCAUCCAACCCGCGCAUCCUAGACCUAUAUCACCAUUGGAGACCUCAAAAGCUUCCCCAAAAACUCGAAGAAACUACCUGCGACAUUGUCUUUUCGCAUUCAGGUCUCGUCUUCAUUCUUGAAUCUAGAUCGAAGAUGAGUCACCAGGCCGAGUCAUCUGACUCGAAGAGUACUAAGAAAGACUUCUCUACGGCGAUUUUGGAGAGGAAGAAGUCGCCGAACAGGCUCGUCGUUGACGAGGCGGCCAAUGAUGAUAACUCUGUCGUUGCUCUACACCCUGCCACCAUGGAGAAGCUCCAGCUCUUCCGCGGGGACACAAUUCUGAUUAAGGGAAAGAAAAGGAAAGAUACUGUGGUUAUUGCUCUUGCUGAGGAGUCAUGUGAGGAGCCAAAGAUCAGGAUGAACAAAGUUGUGCGCUCAAAUUUGAGGGUCCGUCUUGGAGAUGUUGUAUCUGUGCACCAAUGUCCAGAUGUUAAGUAUGGGAAGCGUGUGCACAUACUUCCUAUUGAUGAUACAAUUGAAGGGGUCACUGGAGAUCUUUUUGAAUCAUAUUUGAAGCCGUACUUUUUGGAGGCAUAUCGACCUGUUAGGAUAGGAGAUCAUUUCCUUGUCAGAGGAGGAAUGAGAAGUGUAGAAUUCAAGAUCAUUGAGACGGAUCCUCGUGAAUAUUGUGUUGUUGCUCCAGACACCGAGAUCUUCUGUGAGGGUGAGCCAGUGAGGAGGGAGGACGAAGACAGACUUGAUGAAGUUGGCUAUGAUGAUGUUGGCGGUGUAAGAAAACAAAUGGCUCAAAUUCGUGAAUUGGUUGAGUUGCCAUUGAGGCAUCCCCAACUGUUCAAAUCAAUAGGCGUGAAGCCACCUAAGGGAAUUUUGCUUUAUGGGCCUCCUGGUUCUGGUAAGACACUUAUAGCAAGGGCCGUUGCUAAUGAAACUGGUGCAUUUUUCUUCUGCAUCAAUGGUCCUGAAAUUAUGUCCAAGUUAGCCGGAGAGAGUGAAAGUAACCUUAGGAAGGCAUUUGAAGAGGCUGAAAAGAAUGCCCCAUCUAUCAUAUUUAUUGAUGAGAUUGAUUCGAUUGCCCCAAAGCGUGAGAAGACACAUGGUGAAGUUGAGAGAAGAAUUGUCUCACAACUAUUAACUCUGAUGGAUGGCCUGAAAUCCCGUGCUCAUGUUAUCGUUAUGGGAGCAACAAAUCGUCCUAAUAGUAUUGAUCCGGCUCUCAGGAGAUUUGGUCGAUUCGACAGGGAAAUAGACAUUGGUGUUCCAGAUGAAGUUGGACGCCUUGAAGUAUUUCGCAUUCAUACCAAAAACAUGAAGCUAGCUGAAGAUGUUGAUCUGGAGAAAAUAGCUAAAGACACUCAUGGCUAUGUCGGUGCCGAUCUUGCUGCUCUCUGCACCGAAGCUGCACUUCAAUGCAUCAGAGAGAAGAUGGAUGUUAUCGAUCUUGAAGAUGAAACCAUUGAUGCUGAGGUUUUGAAUUCCAUGGCUGUUUCAAAUGAGCACUUUCAAACUGCUCUCGGAACAAGCAAUCCUUCUGCAUUGCGCGAGACUGUCGUUGAAGUGCCCAAUGUUAAUUGGGAAGACAUUGGAGGCCUUGAAAAUGUUAAAAGAGAGCUUCAAGAGACUGUUCAAUAUCCAGUGGAACACCCUGAGAAAUUUGAGAAGUUUGGCAUGUCACCUUCAAAGGGUGUUCUUUUCUACGGCCCACCAGGGUGUGGGAAAACACUGCUUGCUAAGGCAAUAGCAAAUGAGUGUCAAGCCAACUUCAUCAGCAUUAAAGGGCCUGAACUGCUCACCAUGUGGUUUGGAGAGAGCGAGGCUAAUGUCCGUGAAAUUUUUGACAAGGCUAGAGGAUCAGCACCUUGUGUUCUCUUCUUUGAUGAACUUGACUCUAUUGCUACACAGAGAGGAAGCAGUGUUGGAGAUGCUGGUGGUGCAGCCGAUCGAGUCCUUAACCAACUCUUAACUGAAAUGGAUGGCAUGACCGCAAAGAAGACCGUUUUCAUAAUCGGGGCUACAAACCGACCCGAUAUAAUUGACCCGGCACUUCUUCGACCCGGACGACUUGAUCAGCUGAUUUAUAUUCCUCUUCCUGAUGAAGACUCGCGCCACCAGAUUUUCAAGGCUUGCCUUAGGAAAUCUCCCGUCUCUAAGGACGUUGAUCUGAGAGCUCUUGCAAAGUACACUCAAGGUUUUAGCGGUGCUGAUAUUACAGAGAUCUGCCAGCGAGCCUGCAAAUAUGCCAUAAGGGAAAACAUUGAGAAAGAUAUAGAGAAGGAGAGGAGGAAGGCAGAGAAUCCAGACUCCAUGGAAGAGGACGAGGAGGAUGAAGUGGCAGAGAUAAAGGCUGCACAUUUUGAAGAGUCAAUGAAAUACGCGCGCCGGAGUGUGAGUGAUGCCGACAUACGCAAAUACCAAUCUUUUGCUCAGACUCUGCAGCAGUCUAGAGGUUUUGGGACUGAGUUCCGGUUUGCAGAUUCAGGUACGACUGCUGCCGCACCUGGCUCCACCAAUCCUUUUGCAACAUCUAAUGCAGCAGCCGAUGAAGACGACUUGUAUAGUUGAGUCUACAUGUAAUUUCCAUUCUUCCUCGGCGUGACCCAUGUUUCCUUUUUUUCCCAAAAAAGUUUGCUACAAUACCCGUCUUUUGGUUGUUUUCGUUACGUUCAACUUUAGUUUAUUCUAUCCACUCGGGGAACUCUUGUUAAGAUAUUACUACUCGUAUUACUCCGUAUAUUAUAACGACUGUUUUGAUUUAU
Molecule: messenger RNA, 2776 nt
Organism: Cuscuta campestris
Lineage: Eukaryota; Viridiplantae; Streptophyta; Magnoliopsida; Solanales; Convolvulaceae
Source: the annotation of a GenBank genome assembly